AUGAAAGCAAGUAUCCUCGUUUCGGCAUUGGCCGUAGCCGCAAGCGGUAUCAAGGAGCAGCGUCAUGCCAGUGACUGGGAUCUAUCUCAGCCCAUGAACGGCAUCACCUUUGAACGGGUCAAGGCCGUUACCAUGGCCAAGCCCGAUCGUCCCACCCCCCGUUUUUCUCGUCUCAAGCACGUCGCAGGCAAGAAGGGAAAUCAUGGCACAAUUUCUGCUCUUGGACGUGCUCUCCGCUCUACUCCCGGCAGUGUCAAGCAAACGUUCCAGAACAUCUCAUCUGUCGGUGCAUACUCUACUCAGUACGCUAUCCAAUGUGGCUGGGAUGGAAAGCCUGUGUGGCUGCUGUUCGACACCGGCAGCUCAGAUACCUGGGCAGCCAAGUCGGACUUUGACUGCAUCGAUAGUGUUGGAAAUUCCCACGACCAAGCUGCCUGUGGCUUUGGUACAUCCUUGGUUGACGAUUUUGGCCAGGGUACCAUCGACGAGCUGCACUUUCUCCUCAGAUACGGCUCCGGAGAGAAGAUCUCUGGCCCCAUGGGCUACUCUGACCUCAGCUGUGGUGGAGUGACCGUCACGAAGCAGCAGGUUGGCCUUGCAAACAGUACUUACUGGCGUGGCAACAAUGCCACUGUCGGAAUCUUGGGUCUUGCGUACCCUUCCAUCACCAGCGCCUACUACGGUGAAAUCGGGGAUGAGGCCACUUGGAACGCCAUUACUUAUACCCCUUUCCUUACCAAUGCAAUCAUUCAGGGUGGCCUCGAUCCCGUGUUCAGUGUGGCCCUUUCCAAGAAUUCCUCUGAUGGUGUGCUUGCUUGGGGUGGCCUUCCUCCCAUCGACUGGGUGCGGGGUGACUCUGCCUCGACGGAUCUUAUUGUGGCAAAUCUUAUCGACCAAGCGGAAACUGCAUGGAAGUAUUCGUUUUACACCAUCAUCCCAGACGGCGUGCGCUGGGGUCAGACUACAGACGCGACCAGAUAUCCUUAUAUUGUUGACACUGGUACAACACUGAUGUACCUCCCCCCUCCUCUGGCCGAAGCCAUCGCCAUGUCCUUUCAGCCACGCGCCGUUUACCUGUACCAAUGGGGCAUGUACUUUGCACCAUGCAAUUCGAUCCCGCCUAGCUUUGCGAUAACUGUUUCCGGCGUUGACCUUUGGAUCAACCCUGCGGAUAUGAUUUACCAUGAUCUAGUUGACCCACUGACUGGGUACUGCGCCAUUGCCGUGGCAAGCGGCGGCCAGGGACCAUACAUUCUAGGAGAUGCCUUCUUGCAGAAUGUCGUGGCCGUCUUUGACGUUGGGGCAGCUCAGAUGCGCUUCUACUCGCGGUAA
Molecule: messenger RNA, 1332 nt
Organism: Beauveria bassiana ARSEF 2860
Lineage: Eukaryota; Fungi; Ascomycota; Sordariomycetes; Hypocreales; Cordycipitaceae
Product: eukaryotic aspartyl protease
Exons: 3
Coding region: 1-1332 (443 amino acids)
Biological process (GO): proteolysis
Cellular component (GO): fungal-type vacuole
Molecular function (GO): aspartic-type endopeptidase activity
Source: RefSeq, a predicted model, not a curated record